This is a messenger RNA of Conger conger (European conger), 2152 nucleotides long. RefSeq names its product trafficking protein particle complex subunit 2 (gene trappc2). The coding region runs from base 248 to 670 and encodes 140 amino acids. Gene Ontology annotation, biological process: endoplasmic reticulum to Golgi vesicle-mediated transport. The transcript is spliced from 5 exons. NCBI's taxonomy places the organism in Eukaryota, Metazoa, Chordata, Actinopteri, Anguilliformes, Congridae. The record is from RefSeq and is a predicted model, not a curated record. Gene Ontology annotation, cellular component: nucleus; TRAPP complex; cytoplasm.
AUUUACAUUUUGAAACGUCUUAGAGCUAUUCAGAAAAACAUUAAAUACAUUUGUAAAAUAGCAUUACAUUGCAAAUGUUGUCGUCCGCAUUGUUUUGACGACUUCGAUAGUCGACUCACAAAACGACUACUUUUUACAUUUUAGCUUACUGCUGCUGUCGUCGUCAGUCUGCGACUGUGUCGCUUGGAUUCUAUUUAGAGAGGAAGGAAGUGUUCGCGAACGCUAGUUCGAUAACCAGAUACGAAGGAUGUCUGGAAGUUAUUACUUUGUCAUGGUUGGUCACCAUGACAAUCCAGUCUUUGAAAUGGAGUUUCUGCCAGCUGGGAAAUCGGAAUCUAAGGAUGACCACCGACACUUGAACCAGUUCAUCGCGCAUGCAGCUUUGGACUUGGUAGAUGAGAAUAUGUGGCUGUCCAACAAUAUGUACCUGAAAACUGUGGACAAAUUCAACGAGUGGUUUGUCUCCGCUUUUGUCACUGCUGGACAUAUGAGGUUUAUCAUGCUCCAUGAUGUGAGACAAGAGGAUGGAAUUAAAAACUUCUUUAAUGAUGUGUAUGAUUUAUAUAUAAAGUUUGCAAUGAACCCUUUUUAUGAAACAAAUGCCCCGAUCCGGUCCACCGCCUUCGACAGGAAAGUACAAUUUCUUGGCAAGAAACACCUCUUGAGCUGAUAUCCAUGAAGUGGCGAGCCCAGCAGAACUGAGAACCCAGAAGUGCACUCUUAUCCAUGAGCUUUUUCUUUUAAUUGAGUGAGCCCAACCACUUGAUUGACCGCAAGUUGUGCUAAUAAACCUUUGUGAAACGGCAUAGUUGGAGUUCUGAAAACUGAAUGAAAAACCUAACCGACCUUGGGUCUGAGAAAGGCGUAAUAUAAAAAUAAACAUAUUAAGGCAAAUAACAUUUUGAGGUUUGAGAGCAGAUUCCACACGUUGAUGCAGUGGGAUAUUCAGCAGAUUCUACUUGUUGACAUAGUGAGAUAUAUAUAUACAAUCAGGGACCAUUUUAUUAGGUAUUUAUAUUUGCCUUAUUCUUUGGAUUACUGGUCUUCUGCUGAUGUAGUCCAUCCGCUUUAAUAUUCAACGUGCUGUGCGUUUCGAGAUGCUCUUUUACAAACCAUUAUUUUAAUGUAUGGUUAUUUGAGUCACAUUUCUGUCUGUAUGAAUCAGUCUGGUCAUUCUCCACUGACCUCUCUCAAGCCAAUUUUCUUAUAUUUUUUGCAGUUUUAAAGGGUGGUGACAAAUAUUGAUUUAUUACUGUUUACUGUAAAAAAAAAUGCAUUUUUGAAGGCAUCUGCGCUUUAAGGAAUUGAAUGAAACAUUUUAAAUAUAAAAAGUACCAUUUUCCCGGUUUUCCAGUUUUCUUGGUUACACUGUCCUGAAGUUUAAUAAGAAAAUUGGCUGUUAGAUUGUUUCAAACAUAUUGGAGAACUUGCCACUGUUAAACAAUGUGCAUUUCAAUAAUUUCUACUCUUGCGAGAAACAAAAGUUCAAUGUAAGCGAUGCUGUGAUUAAAGCUGAAUAUGAGUUAGGGUGUUGAAACAUUUUAUCAAACAGGUCAGUUAAGGCUUUAUUACUUGUGAUUGCUGUUCUUGUUGCAGUUCUGAAGUCCAGCUGUGACCAGAGGUGUACCUGCAUGUACCUAAAAUACAUUUUAAAAAUAUUUGGGCACUUUCUUUAACAAUUCCUGUUGUAAAUUUGACCAUUUUGUCCUUCCUUUCCAUGUAUGUUGUUUAUAGUGUCUAUGAAAAGUCCAGACAAUGAAAACAGCUCAAAAUGUCCCUUGUUUGUGGUGCAUGUGCCACACCAAACCCAAUAAUCGUGCUAUAUGUCCUUGCUUCCUAAGAAAAGGGGAAAAUAUAAAUUAAAUAAAUAAAUUGGUUUGGAACUGAAUAAAGCUCAGUAAGAAUGAAUUCCAGUACCCAUUACACAUUUAGCUGUUUUUCUGUAGAAGCACAAACGCAUGUUCAUUCAUUGUGAGUAAACAUGAUUUCCCAUUUGUCCAAUGUUUUUUUAUUUAUUUAUUUUUAGGGCAUUAAUCCAAGUAGUCUUAGGUAUUUGGUUGACUUUUGUGCAGAAACACACUUCAUUAUAAAUCUGUUCCAAAGCAUUUGCGUUUAUUUCACUGUGAUUGUUGAAUAAACAUGAUUUCCCAUC